This is a messenger RNA of Pomacea canaliculata, 1518 nucleotides long. Its product is annotated as saccharopine dehydrogenase-like oxidoreductase. Lineage: Eukaryota; Metazoa; Mollusca; Gastropoda; Architaenioglossa; Ampullariidae. Gene Ontology annotation, cellular component: lipid droplet; plasma membrane; mitochondrion. Gene Ontology annotation, biological process: glycolipid biosynthetic process. The record is from RefSeq and is a predicted model, not a curated record.
AUACUUUUUUAUUUACCGAAAAAAUUCGUCUGGUGGGGAAAGUUGCAAGUUCUACUGAGCGAACAGAGUUGCACUCUUAACAGUUUUACCAUCGCAAUCGGGAUGGCUGAUCCUAGACCAUAUGAUUUGGUUGUUUUUGGUGCAACUGGCUUCACUGGUCAGUUUGUCGUCGACGAAGUUGCGAAAGUAGCCGAAGAAGAAGGGGGCCUAUCAUGGGCUGUUGCAGGACGUAACAUGGAAAAACUGCAGACUGUUCUUGUACAGUCAUCGGAACGCACAGGGAAGAAAGUGGAGGAUAAACCCAUCAUCAUUGCCGACGUCAGCAGCUACCAGUCACUGUUGGACAUGAGUCAGCAGACCAAAGUGGUCCUCAACUGUGUCGGGCCGUACCGUUUCCAUGGGGAACAGGUGGUAAAAGCAUGCAUUGAGGGUGGUGCCAAUUGUGUGGACAUUAGCGGAGAACCUCAGUUCCUGGAAAAGGUUCAGCUUCUUUACAGUGCAAAGGCAAAAGAGGCAAAUGUGUAUGUCGUUGGCAGCUGUGGUUUUGAUAGCAUUCCAGUUGACAUGGGUGUGCACUUCACCCGUAAGAACUUUAAAGGUGAUUUGAACUCGGUUGAGGGAUAUCUAACUUUAAAAGGUGGUGAAGAUGGGAUUGCAUUUAACUAUGCCACUUUUGAGUCUGCGGUCUACGGAUUUGCUUAUGCAAGUGAACUUGCAAACAUCAGGAAGUCUCUGUUUCCUGACCCAAUGCCACGUAGUGCCCACAGGGUACCCAAACGAUAUUUUCCUUUCUACAAGGAGGACUUGAAGAAGUGGUGCCUUCCAUUUCCCAGCAGUGAUCGUUCUGUGGUGGCUCGUUCACAGCGGUAUUUCUAUGACAAACAGCGGCAACGGCCUGUGCAGUUUGUCCCAUACAUAUGUGAAGCCAGCCUUUUCAGGACAAUUUGCUAUGUGCUGUUCUCCAUUAUUUUUGCCAUAAUGUCCUACUUCAGUGUAACACGCUCAGUUUUAUUGAAGUUCCCACAGAUUUUCACUGCUGGCAUGUUUAAAAAAGAUGGACCUUCCCUUAAACAGAUCAAAGAAUCAUCAUUCAGCUGGACCUUGUUUGGAAGUGGCUAUUCUGAGCCUCUACAGACCCUGAUGUUCAGCAUCAGGAAAAGCCUGAUAAGACAAUUACAGUCACUGUCAGUGGACCAGAGGCUGGCUAUGUCACCACCAAUCUGCAUGGUUCAGUCUGCAAUGGUCUUGCUGAAAGAAAAGGAGCGGAUACCCAAAGAAGGAGGUGUAUACACUCCAGCAGCAGUUUUUGGUGACUCUUCCCUCGUCAAACGACUGGACAAGCAUGAAGUUACCUUUCAGGUUCACGAGCAGUAAUCUGCUUUGCUUUGGGCUUCUUGAUGUAAGGGAUGUAGCAUCCUUAGUCUUUGUGCUAAUUAAGUCUCUGGAGAUGGCAAUGACUGCAAGAUGUUUGGGCAAAUAUGCUACAAUUCUAUAAAAUGAAAUUAUAAGUGAUCUAAG